AUGCAGUUUCUCAGCGCCGUACGACAGGGGCCAUUAUCAAAUUUGUGUUAUGAUAUUAGUAGUUUUAAAUAUUCUGCUGCAGAUGCUGCACCGUCUUCAUACGAGCGGCCAACACUCACUGUAAAUGAACUUACGGUUGCUGGACAAACGAUCAACGCAGCUCUAAACAACAUUACACCUGUACAAACAAAAGAAUGUGUCUCAAAAUUCGACCUUAAUCCAAGGCAGAUAAAAAGAAUUUUAAUUCGGCGUAAUGUGCGGCGUAAACUUGAAGAAGACGGUAAAGUUGCACCACGUCGUCGAGGAUAUCUUCAUGAAUCUCGUCACCAGCAUGCAUUACGUCGUGUUCGCGGAAUGCGGGGUCAGUUUUGCCGGUUGCAGGCUGAAGACAGUCCUUCGCUUUGA
Enterobius vermicularis (human pinworm) is the source of this 405-nucleotide messenger RNA. The record is from the annotation of a GenBank genome assembly. Lineage: Eukaryota; Metazoa; Nematoda; Chromadorea; Rhabditida; Oxyuridae.